Messenger RNA from Symsagittifera roscoffensis, 6007 nucleotides. Its product is annotated as tRNA (32-2'-O)-methyltransferase regulator THADA-like. The transcript is spliced from 24 exons. The record is from RefSeq and is a predicted model, not a curated record. Gene Ontology annotation, biological process: tRNA methylation. Lineage: Eukaryota; Metazoa; Xenacoelomorpha; Acoela; Convolutidae. The coding region runs from base 4 to 5736 and encodes 1910 amino acids. Gene Ontology annotation, cellular component: cytosol.
AUAAUGGGUGGUGAAAAUCGUUUUACUGUUAAACAUGCAUUUUCGAAAGCUGUCGAAUCUUUUUCUUCUACAGAAAAGUCUGUUUUUGAUAGUUUCAAGGAUCCGGACGAUGUGCAAAUUUCGGAGAUACUCGCAUGUCUGUUCACAACUUCUGCAAGGAAAAGCGCAUCCAUUCUUGUGAAAACGGCACUGCUGGACAUUGAGAGAUGCGUCAAUAUCUGGACUGUUGUCUCUUCCACGACGGAGGGAGAACAAUUCACUGUUCAGGAAAUCAAGCAUUUGUCCAUCGCGUAUAUUUGGAUGUUGGACUAUGUCGAUGGAGGCCUUUGUAUGGUGCAACUUGAAAAAGGAUUGGAGUUUUUCGCUUCGCACCUGAAACAACUGUCACGUCAAAUUUCCUUAAGUGCUCCGAGCCAGGUUGAAACUACAAAUGCAUCUUUAGAACAAGUGAUCAAGGCAGUUGCAUGUCUGUUGAGGAAAACCAUUCGGAUUCAAAAGAAUAAAAUUGAGUUUGAACUUGAAGUAGGAACAAUAUCAAUUUUGGAAGAAUUGAACCGGCUCCUGUUUGCUGUACUCAAUAAUGCAGCAAAGCUACCUGUGAGCAAAGCAGUUUUGAGUCAAAGUGGAAUGGCACAUGCAGCAACAUUGCCCUUUGUCAAGACCGAAUUGACGAUUGAAAGUGAGAUUUUGAGUCUUCCGCCGGCGUCUCUAGUUUGUGCUCUUCAUGGUCACAUGGUCAUCUUCUCUUCAGCUGAGUUGGAACUCUACCAUCACAUCAUUCUAGAUCACCUCACUUCAUUUAUAAGCACCCAAGACCCUGUUCUGCUGACUUUGACUGUGAGGACGAUAGCCCUGUGGACUGACAUAGCAUUCAGUGGGUGGACACACAUGGACUACAGUCUCCACAACCCCACAAUCCACAAACUGGAGAUGGCAGUCUGGGAUUUGUGGGAAACUCACGUGGAGAUGGCGAAGGGCCACGUGAGAGAAAUCUUCAGCUCCAUUUUGAAACUCCAUUUCUCAAAACACUCAAGCUAUGAAAAUGAGAAAAUAAUUGGGAUUCUGGACCGUUGCAUGAACGCUGAUUUCGAGAAGAAGAAAACUUAUCAUACUCUCCAAAUUCUGGUCGAGUUCAUCCCAGCAUCGUCAAUAGUGACUCUUUACCCUGAACUACCUACCAAGAUAUUAACCAUGCUAUUCGAUCAAAGCAAGAGCCAAGUAUGUCAGGUAACGCUCAUCAAAAUGGUCAAAAGCCACUGGAAAGUUUUCAAAUCGGAACCAAACUCGUCGAAAGGGUCUCAAAUUCUGGAACUGUGGAGAAAAACAUGGAUCGACAACUUGUUGGACCUUCAGUCUAAAGAAACCAGCGAAUCAUUUAGAGUGAACGCGGGAUUCAUUCAAUACAUUAAGUUCAUACUCAAAACGGAACCGAAGUCUUUGACUUACAUUUUGAAGAGAAAAGAUUUGAAACUUGUGGUUCGACUGAUGAUUAUCAAGUCGGCAGCAGAUGAAAAUCUGUUCGUUUGUGGAAACAAGUCUGAAGAGGUCAAAAGUGGGCGACCAGAUGGCUUGGGGCAAAGUGAAGACGUGAAAUUGAAUGGGGACUGUUUGGAUGAGUUGAACUCGCGUGAACUUUGGCGAGGAAUGGUUCCUAUGGUGACCAUGUAUGAUGCAGUGUGGUCCUUCUCAAAUCAAGUAUUGCAAGAUGUCAUGUGGCUUCUGACUCAUCCGACCAAAUCAUCCACCGAACCAGUUCUCUCUGAUGACGUCAUAUUCCUCAAGCAGUUCUACAUCCACAAUCUGACCAAUCAGAGUCCGGCAUUCAGACACAAUGUGUACCAGUGGACCAAUUGGCUGCUGCUCAGAAUGAGAGAUAGACUGCUGAUGAAGAAGAGUGAGAGGGAGGAGGAGUUUUGGAAGGAACAGAAAGCUCAUCUGGAGAGAUACAAGGACUUUCUCGUCUGGCUGCUCGAUCUCUGCUGGGACUCUUUCUACCUGGACUCCAGCUACUCACGCAAGAACCUCUGCCUCCAGUUCACAAGGGACAUCAUGGCCAUAUUCAUAGUCGAACAGAACCAUCCAGGGGUGCUUUUCAACCUAGAACAAUUGAGAGCCCAUGUUCUCCAGUGGAUUACAGCAGAUGAUGGUCGGACCAAUCGGUUAAUUGGAAUGUUUCAUGAUUCAGUACAGAUUAAUAAGGAACUUGCGUUGGAGAUCUUCAUGUUGAUUCCAGCUGACAAACUUGCAGUUGUACAGAAUGAAGAGCAAGCUCAGAGGUUGUGGCAGCAGGCUUUUCUCUUUGCUCGCAGUCUCAAAUCUGAGCAGUACCCAGCCGCUGCCAAUCUGUUCCAGCUUCUAUAUUUGAGUCCACAUUUGAAAUCAAUUGUCGGUUCUGAUACUUCCGGAAAGGCGGAUGAAAGUAAUCUGUUCUUAUUGGUCAAAUAUUUGACCAAUCACAUUUCGACUAUGCUGGACAAAAUGGUUGGGAUGAAACUUUUGCAAGCUACGACUUCUCCGAUUCAUGGGUUUCUUCACUGUCUGUAUGCGCUGUUGCGACGAAUGCAGUUUUUUGACAAGGAUGCGCAUGGCGAUGUUGUGGCUAGUGUGAUUCGCAUCUGCAUCUCUGCCUGUGAGAUUGUGUUCCCUGUUGUGAAACAAGUGGCCCCAGAAGGCUACAUGCCACCAGACUCCGAAGUCGUCUUGGCGCUGCAUGAUUUCAAAACCAAGUGCUCUUUGGACGACGCUUCUGAAUCCUUGGCAAUAGGCGAUGAGUCAUCCCAACUAAGCUCCCCUCAGAUUCCGGUGACUGCCCAAAUGGUCGUGUUUUGCAGUUGGCGCAUCGUGAAAGAAGCCUGCUUCAUCCUAGCUGAUCUAGUGACCAAGUACAAACCAAACUCAAACUGUGCAGUCGCUUCGUCUCAAAUUAUCGAAAUCACAGACUAUGUUACAAAACUGGUUGUGGAAUCGAGACAUUUGGGCGCGUUCGAGAAGUCCUUUUUAGCCCUCCAGCAGAUCGUGAAGUUUCUCUGGACCCAAAAUGCGCAACUGGAAGAAGGUGAAAGUGGCAUGAGUUUGAGUAGUUUGCCAGAGGUGUGGAUUGACAAGGUGUUGUGUGAAGUCGGGGAUCCGGAAGGGGCCAAGAAGUUCUGUCUCACCAGAAGGUCGGCAGGGGUUCCCAGAUAUCUGGAGCAUGUAUCGGUUUCAGUCUUGGCGCUGCAUGAUUUCAAAACCAAGUGCUCUUUGGACGACGCUUCUGAAUCCUUGGCAAUAGGCGAUGAGUCAUCCCAACUAAGCUCCCCUCAGAUUCCGGUGACUGCCCAAAUGGUCGUGUUUUGCAGUUGGCGCAUCGUGAAAGAAGCCUGCUUCAUCCUAGCUGAUCUAGUGACCAAGUACAAACCAAACUCAAACUGUGCAGUCGCUUCGUCUCAAAUUAUCGAAAUCACAGACUAUGUUACAAAACUGGUUGUGGAAUCGAGACAUUUGGGCGCGUUCGAGAAGUCCUUUUUAGCCCUCCAGCAGAUCGUGAAGUUUCUCUGGACCCAAAAUGCGCAACUGGAAGAAGGUGAAAGUGGCAUGAGUUUGAGUAGUUUGCCAGAGGUGUGGAUUGACAAGGUGUUGUGUGAAGUCGGGGAUCCGGAAGGGGCCAAGAAGUUCUGUCUCACCAGAAGGUCGGCAGGGGUUCCCAGAUAUCUGGAGGCUCUUCUGACAACUUCGCCCCCACUUGAACUGCCGCGGCGUGUGAACAAAGUAUUCCUCUCUUUGCUCAAAUCUGCAAAGCUACCCGAAGAGAAGGAAACAGAGCGGAGAUGCAAGAUCCACGCCCUCAACGUCCUGCGCUCGUUGUUUCGGUGCAGCCACAUUGGCCAACUGGUCCACACCCACGUGACAGACGGACUGGUGACGUCACUGGACGGGUUCAACUCCAUGCUGUGGCCGGUGCAGAAUGCGAGCAACCUCCUCUUCACAGCUAUUCUGUCCAGAGUGUUCGGAGUGCUGCCGGAUCCCAUGAUCAUCACACGCAAGAACUGCAUGAGUUGUUCCGAGUUCUUCACAAAGUUUCCCGAUCUCUAUGACGUGCUCAUUUGCAAGCUGGAGUCGGUUUUGAAGCCUUACUCGGCCAUGAUCAAGUCCCCACUUAAACCCAAGGACGAUUCAGUAGCUGGAUUCGACCACUGUGUGUUGACAUCGGCUGAUAUGUUUUCGACUUCGGAGUUUGCGGCUACAAAUGCAGUUCUUUAUCCGGUUUUGUUGCUUUUGGAACGACUCUAUGUGACAGAGAAUGAAGAGAAAUAUGCGCCGUUUCUGACACUCACUCUUAAGUUCAUCAGCUGGCCCUUGAUCCGAAUCAGGGCCAUAGUAGCCAGAGUGGUCCCCAACUUCCUCCUCUCUCCACACUCCACCCAGGCCAUGAUGAGGGCCAUGAUUCAACUAUGUCUCUCUUCGUCCAUAGAAACAGAAGGUGCUGUUGUCAGUAUGAAUACUGUACAUGGCACGCUACUAACGGUGAACACUGUGUUAUCCUGUCUGGGAGCAGCAGAGUUGGCCGAUCUGCUCGAUUCUCUGGGGCCUGGUUUAGUCACAGCUGUCAGUCAACUAGCUGCUAACUUGCAGAAAAAACCACAGUGCCCCCUGGUUGGCGAAUGUCUAUCAAAAUUGUCAUCGAAACUCGCCCCUGAAAUAAAAACAAGCGUUGUUUCAAAUUUCGAAACGUUCAACGAAAGGAAUUUCAAGUUGAUGACUGUAUCCCAAAUUUCAUCAAUGCUGGAUACUCUUCGAAGCUCAGCCAAAACCAAAGAUGCUGGAGUCUUGGAGUACAUGGAGUCGAAUAGUUUUCUUACACACUGGCUAGCAGAUGCUGUUCAAUCAACCGACCCUUUUGAAACCGAAAUCACGAUGAAGGCUUGUGAUGUAGCUGUUGCUACCGAUCUUCUAAUAGUUAAAUCGGCUGAAGUAUCAAUCGGUCUGCUGGAAACUUUCAUGCAAUAUCCUGAAGAAUGUAAGCCACAUGUGAUCAAAUUACUGGCUUCGCUGAUCCCAAAAUUGACCUUGAAGUUUGCGAAUCUUUUGCUUUCUUGCUCUUUACCCGAAGAAAGCGAGUUAUUGCGAAGUUCUGUCAUCGAAGUGAUAAAUAUCGAUUUGGAAUUUUUAGACCAGUUAGAUAAUUUUGAAAAUGCGUCAGAAGUGACGAUGAUUCGUAGUACUAUUUGGGCGUGUAUUACUGCACUGAUGUUUGACGAUUGCCCGGAUAUUAGAAAAAUUGCAUGUGAAAAGCUGUCUCUUCAAAUACUUUGGGAAAAGAAUCGGAAUGCUAGUAACGAGUGCGUUUAUUCCUCUGCGAAGCUCCUCGACUUGAUCUCCACCUACUUGCGCAGUCGGUACAAUGAUGAAGACACCGUGGAAGUAUUUGCCCAAUUGGCACUCUCAGAACUGGAAUACUCGGGGCUGAUGGAAACAUUCGCGAAUGAAGAAUUAGCAGUUGACGACCAAGAGGUGCUCUUCGAGAGAACGGAGCUGAACACCUACAAAGAGAGCUUUCGACUCAUUGAUGUCUGUGCUUCUGUGAUAAGAGAAUUGAACCACGAAAAAGUCUUUGAUCAGCAAGGUCAAGCUAUGGAAAAACUUCGGAGGAAUUUAGAAUGUCUGAAAAUGGACUCUACAACAUCAUUCUAUCUGUUGAAUGGACAUUUUUUGAGCAGUUUGCAAAAUCUCAAAAGGGCUCUGAAGUUAAAUAGUUAGUGCCAAAUUGUUGGCAAAUAUUUUUUCGGUCAAGGAAUUUGACCUUAAUCUGCUCGACCUCGGAUUUCGACGUCCGAUUUCAGUAUAUCUAUCCUUGAUUUCUACACGUAAAAACCGUAUCCAUAACUAAUUAACCUAGAACUGAUCUUAUUUUUGAGUUUUAAAUUUGCUCAAGGUCAACGAUAUUGCCAGCAAUUUGGCAUGAACUAAAACAUGUGGUUUGCUGUAUUUGUUUUUAUCCUUUUUGAAAGUUAUUAGUGUAACUUGAGGU